AUGAGCGUUUCCAAGAAGCUGUUUUCCACCGCUGUCCGCGGAAAGUCAUGGUGGUCGCACGUCGAGAUGGGACCUCCAGAUGCCAUUCUCGGAGUCACCGAGGCCUUCAAGGCUGACAAAAAUCCAAAGAAGAUCAACCUCGGAGUCGGAGCUUACCGCGACGAUCAAGGAAAACCAUUUGUUCUUCCAUCGGUCAAGGAAGCCGAGCGUCAAGUCAUCGCCGCAAACCUUGACAAGGAAUACGCUGGAAUUGUUGGACUCCCGGAGUUCACCAAGCUCUCUGCCAAACUUGCUCUCGGAGAGAACUCUUCCGUCAUCACGGACAAGAGAAUCUUUACCACCCAAAGUAUUUCUGGAACUGGAGCUUUGAGAAUCGGAUCCGAAUUUUUGUCUAAGUACUCCAAGACCAAGGUCAUCUACCAACCAACACCAACCUGGGGAAACCAUGUCCCAGUGUUCAAGUUCGCUGGAAUGGAUGUUAAGCAGUACCGUUAUUACGACAAGUCGACCUGCGGAUUCGACGAGGCUGGAGCUCUCGCCGACAUUGCUCAAAUCCCAGAAGGAUCCGUCAUCCUUCUCCACGCUUGUGCUCACAACCCAACCGGAGUCGACCCAUCCCGUGAGCAAUGGAAGAAGAUCUCCGACAUUGUCAAGAAGCGCAAUUUGUUUGUCUUCUUCGACAUGGCUUACCAAGGAUUCGCUUCUGGAGACGUUGACAAUGAUGCCUUCGCCGUCAGAUACUUCCUCGAGCAAGGACACAACAUCGUUCUCGCUCAAUCCUUCGCCAAGAACAUGGGACUUUAUGGUGAACGUGUCGGAGCCUUCUCCGUUGUAUGCGCUGACGCCGACGAGGCCGCUCGUGUAGCUUCCCAAGUCAAGAUCCUCAUCCGUCCACUCUACUCUAACCCACCAGUCCACGGAGCUCGCAUUGCUUCUCGAAUUCUUGCCGACCCAGCCCUCAACAAGCAAUGGCUCGGAGACGUCAAGCUCAUGGCCGACCGUAUCAUCACCAUGAGAACUCAACUGAAGGACUUGCUCGCCAAGGAGGGAUCCACUCGCAACUGGGAGCACAUCACCAACCAAAUUGGAAUGUUCUGCUUCACCGGAAUCAACCCACAACAAGUUGAGAAGCUGAUCAAGGAGCACUCGGUCUAUCUGACCAAGGACGGACGUAUCUCGGUUGCUGGAAUCUCAUCGAACAACGUCGCCUACCUCGCUCACGCUCUUCACCAAGUCACCAAGUAA
This is a messenger RNA of Caenorhabditis briggsae, 1245 nucleotides long. It is a transcript of the gene Cbr-got-2.2, whose product is annotated as Protein CBR-GOT-2.2. The transcript is spliced from 3 exons. Gene Ontology annotation, biological process: biosynthetic process; L-aspartate catabolic process. The record is from RefSeq and is a predicted model, not a curated record. The coding region runs from base 1 to 1245 and encodes 414 amino acids. Lineage: Eukaryota; Metazoa; Nematoda; Chromadorea; Rhabditida; Rhabditidae. Gene Ontology annotation, cellular component: mitochondrion. Gene Ontology annotation, molecular function: L-aspartate:2-oxoglutarate transaminase activity; pyridoxal phosphate binding.